Messenger RNA from Falco peregrinus (peregrine falcon), 2759 nucleotides. RefSeq names its product B-cadherin. Bases 54 to 2588 code for a protein of 844 amino acids. Gene Ontology annotation, cellular component: catenin complex; adherens junction; cytoplasm. Gene Ontology annotation, molecular function: calcium ion binding; cadherin binding. Gene Ontology annotation, biological process: cell-cell junction assembly; cell morphogenesis; multicellular organism development. The record is from RefSeq and is a predicted model, not a curated record. The transcript has 15 exons. NCBI's taxonomy places the organism in Eukaryota, Metazoa, Chordata, Aves, Falconiformes, Falconidae.
CGGGGCGGGGCGCGGCGGGGCGGGCGGUGACCAGCGGCGGCAGCGGACGGGCCAUGCGGGGGCCGUGCUCCGGGCUCUGCCCGCUCUUCAUCCUCAUCAUCCUCCUCCUUCUCCUCCCGCUCCUCCCGGCGGCCGCCGCCACCCCGGCCCGGACGUGUGUCCCCCGGGGGCUGCGCCGCGGGCCGCUCCCGGCACCAGCUAGCCCCGACGGGACCGAGGAGCCCGACGUUGACGUUGGGGUGCAGAAGGAUGGGGGCCCCGCACCACCUGGGGUGGCCAGGGUGCUCGCUGUACCCCCCCGGGGUGCUGCUGGCCGGCCAGACCCUGCCCCACUUCUUGCGCGGAGCAGGCGCUCCCCCCAGGAGCACCGUGGGGCUCGUGCCGCUCCCAGGAGGCAGAAGCGGGACUGGGUGAUCCCCCCCAUCAAGGUUCCUGAAAACGAGAGGGGCCCCUUCCCCAAAAAGCUAGUUCAGAUCAAAUCCAACCGGGACAGGGACACCAAGAUCUUCUACAGCAUCACGGGGCAGGGGGCAGACGCCCCCCCUGAGGGCAUCUUCACCAUAGAGAAGGAGUCAGGCUGGAUGAAGGUGACGCAGCCGCUGGACCGGGAGCGCAUCGAUAAGUAUCACCUCUUCUCCCAUGCCGUGUCUGAGAAUGGCAAACCGGUGGAGGAGCCGAUGGAGAUUAUAGUCACGGUGACAGACCAAAAUGACAACAAGCCCCAGUUCACACAGGAGAUCUUCAGGGGCUCCGUGCCAGAGGGCGCUUUGCCGGGCACCUCUGUGAUGCAGGUGACCGCCACGGAUGCGGAUGACGCAGUGGAGACCUACAACGGUGUCAUCGCCUACUCCAUCCUCAGCCAGGAGCCACGGGAGCCACAUCCCCACAUGUUCACUGUCAACAGGGCCACCGGCGCCCUCAGCGUCAUCGCCAGUGGCCUUGACCGGGAGCGUGUGCGGGAGUACACGCUGACAGUGCAGGCGGCUGACCUGGAUGGCGACGGGCUGACCACGACAGCACUGGCAGUGAUCGAGAUCGCAGACAUCAAUGACAACGCCCCUGAAUUUGACCCUAAAACGUACGAGGCGGCCGUGCCGGAGAACGAGGCUGGGCGGGAGGUGGCCCGGCUGGCUGCCACUGACCUGGAUGAGCCGAACACGCCGGCGUGGCGAGCCAUCUACUCCAUCCUGCGCGGCAAUGAGGGAGGUGUCUUCACCAUCACCACGGACCCCACCAGCAAUGAGGGUGUCCUCCGCACCAUCAAGGGUCUGAACUAUGAGGCCAAGAAGCAGUUUGUGCUCCACGUGGUUGUGGCCAACGAGGCCCCCUUUGCCGUGAAGCUGCCUACAGCCACCGCCACGGUGACUGUCAACGUGGAGGAUGUCAACGAGGCACCUGUCUUCGAUCCGCUGGUGCAGCUUGCCCAGGUGCCCGAGGACGUGCCGCCAGGGCAGACCCUUGCCUCCUGCAUGGCCCAGGACCCUGACAAAGGCCAGGGGCAAAGGAUCAAGUACCUGGUGGGGCAUGACCCGGCGGGCUGGCUGACCGUGCACCCUGAGAACGGCCUCGUGAUGGCACGGGACCACCUGGACCGCGAGUCCCCCUUCACCAAGAACAGCACCUACACCGCCAUACUGCUGGCCGUGGACGAUGGCUUGCCACCCGCCACAGGCACCGGCACCCUGCUCCUCACCCUGCUGGACGUCAAUGACCACGGCCCCGAGGCCGAGCCCCGGGACAUCACCGUCUGCAACCGCAGCCCCCAGCCCCAGGUCCUCACCAUCACCGACCGGGACCUGCCCCCCAACACCAGCCCCUUUCGUGCCGAGCUCACCCAUGGCUCUGGGGACAGCUGGGCUGCGGAGGUCGGUGGCGAAGGUGACACAGUCACCCUGCGGCUAGUGGCACCGCUGGAGCCAGAUCUCUACAGUGUCUACCUGCGGCUCCUGGACCGGCCGGGCAAAGCCCAGCUCACAGUCAUCACCGCGCGGGUCUGUGACUGUGAGGGGCCAACACAGAGCUGUCCCCAGAGAUCCCAGCCUGCCACUGGCCUGCCCUUCGUCCUUGCUGCCCUGGGCGCUCUCCUGGCCUUGCUGCUCAUGCUGCUGCUGCUGCUGCUCUUCAUGAGGAGGAGGAAGGUGACGAAGGAGCCGCUGCUGCUGCCCGAGGAUGACACACGGGACAAUGUCUUUUACUAUGGAGAGGAGGGUGGCGGGGAGGAGGACCAGGACUACGACCUGCGACAGCUGCACCGGGGCCUGGACGCCCGCCCCGAGGUGCUGCUCCGCAAUGACGUGGCCCCCACCCUCCUGCCGGCCCCCCAGUACCGGCCCCGACCCGCCAACCCCGAUGACAUCGGCACCUUCAUCGAGGAGAACCUGAAGGCGGCAGACACGGACCCCACGGCCCCCCCCUACGACUCCCUGCUGGUGUUUGACUACGAGGGCAGCGGCUCAGAGGCCACCUCGCUCAGCUCCCUCAACUCCUCUGCCUCCGACCGCGACCAGGACUACGACUACCUCAACGACUGGGGCAGCCGCUUCAGGAAGCUGGCAGACCUCUACGGCGGCGGGGAGGACGACGACUAGGACCCCUCUCCCCCCUGCCCCAUGCCUUACCGCUGCCUGUGCCUUGGGGCUGCCCCGUCCUGCUGUGCCCCCUCCCCAGCGGCAGCCCCCUCGCCUUCCUCUCUGUUUUUCUUCUUUUUUUUUUUUUAUUUUUAUUUUUUAAAUGUAUGAAAUAAAGGUAGUGUGAUGCUA